AUGUCAUACGCGUAUUUAGCUUCUACUCCAGGCUUACAGUAUAAUUAUUCGCUUUACGCCAUUCCAGUAGGAUGGCUAGUCGGAAUGGUUCCGCUCUGGUGGGCCGCUCCAGCUGCUCAGAAGUAUGCUAGAGGAUCAUUCGAUAAUGCCAAUCCUAAAGACAGUUGGCAGAAUAUGGAUGCAGCGGCCAUACCGUUGAAGAUCAAAGGAAGGAUCAAGCGGGCCAACGCAGCCCAAAACAACACGCAUGUAAAUCUACCUUUGUUUGCAGCAUCACUGGUAGCAGCCAAUGCAGCGCACGUGGAUUCUUCAUCGUUACAUCUGUAUUCUGCCAUCUGGGUAUUGAGUAGAAUAGCUUACACUUUAGCUUAUAUCUUCAUUGAGGAUCGCAAAAAGUCAGCCAUUCGUUCAGCACUAUUUGGCGUCGGAGUAAUUUCAUGCUUUGCUCUGAUCAUCAAGGCUGCCCAAAAGUACUCUGCUUUACCCUGGUAG
Molecule: messenger RNA, 492 nt
Organism: Kwoniella shivajii
Lineage: Eukaryota; Fungi; Basidiomycota; Tremellomycetes; Tremellales; Cryptococcaceae
Exons: 6
Coding region: 1-492 (163 amino acids)
Cellular component (GO): membrane
Source: RefSeq, a predicted model, not a curated record